AUGUCAGACUUCGAGGACUCGGAUUCAGAAUUUGAAAGUGUGUGGAGUGACGAGAUACUUGAUGAAGAGUCCGAUGAUGAUAUUUCAGAAUGCGAGAGCUUGUGCUUAGGUGAUGCAGAGGAGUUAGUUGAGGAGGAGGAAGAGGUGGUGGAGCCCGCAGUCACUUUUGGACGCGUUCAGAAAAUAGCAGAGGAUGGUGGAAAUUGUUUGAGGCCAGCGGAUCCAGACCAGGAAGAGAUUGAGGCGAUAGAAUACAUUCCUCCAUCAUUGGAUACCGCUCCUGACUUUGAACCUUUGCGAUCCUCAUUCAGCCCACAUGUCGCGCAACCAAAGGACCUGCCACCUACUAUCAAAAUGGAUAGUCCUUUAUCGUUCUUCAGACUCUUUGUCACCAAUGAAGAUUUCGCUACCUUUGCUGCCAAUACAAAUUUAUAUGCGGAAUCAAAGGGAGCAAGAAAAGGGCAAAAGACGACUUCCUUCGGACUACACAACUACAUAGCUUGUGUCCGCCACCGGCCGGGUAUUACAAGUACUAGUGCCAAAAUAUUCGACUCGGGAUACGAACGAACUGAGCAGGAGCCGGAGUACGGCGGAAUGUAG
Molecule: messenger RNA, 600 nt
Organism: Morchella importuna
Lineage: Eukaryota; Fungi; Ascomycota; Pezizomycetes; Pezizales; Morchellaceae
Exons: 3
Coding region: 1-600 (199 amino acids)
Source: RefSeq, a predicted model, not a curated record